Molecule: messenger RNA, 1060 nt
Organism: Aspergillus ibericus CBS 121593
Lineage: Eukaryota; Fungi; Ascomycota; Eurotiomycetes; Eurotiales; Aspergillaceae
Exons: 1
Coding region: 410-1015 (201 amino acids)
Source: RefSeq, a predicted model, not a curated record
UCAUGCAUUAGUAAGGGUCGACUAGAAAGGACGGACGAUAAGGCUUCUCACUAUUAUGACAAUAUUGUUCUUGUCCGAGCUACUCGUAUGAGACGAGUUUGUCUUAUCUUGGCUGCUGUCAGUGUUAUUAUUGUUGUUGUUGGAGGGGUUAAUGUUGUCGAUGGUGCCCGGGCCAUCCUGACGGAUGUCAAAUUGGCGGAAGUUGGCUGGAAUGUGCAUGCUGGGAAUUCCGGGCGAUCGUGAGCCCAGAUCCUUAGCCCCAAAGCAUGCAGAACGGGAAGAGAAUCAACGAUAGUAGUAGGAUCGCAGGCGAAAGGUUGGAGAGCCGGAUCGGAGGGGAACUGGAAGAAUGGGAGCCUAGACUGGGAACGCUGCGGAACUGGCGGAUGAAUGCGCUGAAGGCUCUAUUAUGUGGAGUGUUAUUAACCAGGCGACCAGGCUGCACACCUCGGUAGCUUGGAGAUAUUUGAUAAGAUAUUACGAAGCAGACCAGGAGACCCGACACAGGCCAGAACGAAUAUAUAGCGACAAUGCUGGUGAUGAUAGAAUGUGGAGGAGAGGAUUCAUCCGCGAAUCCAUGGCCUCAGCAGAGUGGGUGAGAAAGAGGGAAAGGGGAGAGAGACAGAGAGCGAGAGAAAGCAGCAGAAUAAUACGAGCAGGGCAGCAAGCAGCUCGAUCAGCGGCUAGUUUGGUGUCAAAAAGAGUGACGAUAGUAAUCAUCCCCAGACAGGCUGCGUCUCGUCGUCGAAUGGCGAGGGCGCAAAGCAAGAUUGGCGACUACGCCAUGCAGCCAGCGAUGAUGAUGCCAGAUGCUGAGUGGCUGGGUUCCCGGCAACAGAUAAAUGGCUGGUUCGUUUGUCUUUUUAUUUUUUUUUUUUUUGUUACCCACCAGCCAGGCGUCCCUUCUGGCCACGGAGAAAUCCGGCCAGAAACUCAGGAGGUCGCUCAGGAGCUUUCAUUCUUAGACUCUGUAUACAAAUUAAACGGUCUCCAUCGCAUCCUCCCGACUAAUUAAAGGCGAUCUCAUCUUGAAACGACAGGCGGAAUCCAAAUGCUCCCG